Molecule: messenger RNA, 2209 nt
Organism: Ictalurus punctatus (channel catfish)
Lineage: Eukaryota; Metazoa; Chordata; Actinopteri; Siluriformes; Ictaluridae
Gene: ei24
Product: EI24 autophagy associated transmembrane protein
Exons: 11
Coding region: 226-1248 (340 amino acids)
Biological process (GO): macroautophagy
Cellular component (GO): endoplasmic reticulum
Source: RefSeq, a predicted model, not a curated record
AUAACGCGCACGGCGCACGGGGACGCGCACGCACUGGCUAGUUUAAUAGCCUGUUGUACAGUUCUAGCUAGCUCUCUUAUCGCUUUGAUAUAAAGACAAGAAUACGGAAGAUUUUUUUUUUAAAUCUCGUGUAUAUGAGUUUACUGGGAUUUCCUGCUCCUAUCAUGAGUUUAUUUCCUGGCCCACCCUCCUUCCGCAGUUGAUGAAUCUCCAGCCGGUUUGGAGAUGACGGACAGCGUCAGGGCCUUCCUCCGCAAUGUUGCGACGGGGAUGAAAGAUUCUAUUCUUGGGAUCAUGACGAUCACGAAGCUCGACGCUCGCAUCCAGCAGAAAAGGGAGGAGCAGCGGAGGCGCCGAGCGAGCGGCCCACUGGCACUGAGACGGGCGCAGAGUCAGGACCGUAAACAUGAGAACGAGCCCAAAUUAGCGAGUAGGAUUUUUCAGUGUUGUGCCUGGAACGGAGGCGUGUUUUGGCUAAGUCUGUUUCUUUUCUACCGAGUGUUUAUCCCACUGCUCCAGACUCUCACAGCAAAAAUUAUUGGAGAUCCGUCGCUCCACGGAAACGUGUGGUCCUGGUUGGAGUUCAUCCUAACGUCAGUGUUCAGUGCGCUCUGGGUUCUCCCUCUGUUUGUGCUCAGCAAGAUCGUCAAUGCCAUCUGGUUUCAGGACAUUGCCGAUCUGGCUUUUGAAGUAUCCGGACGCAAAGCUCAGCCUUUCCCGAGUGUGAGCAAGAUUAUAGCGGACAUGCUCUUCAACCUCCUCCUCCAGGCCCUCUUCCUCAUUCAGGGAAUGAUUGUGAGUCUGUUCCCCAUCGAUGCGAUCGGUCAGACGGUCAGCCUCCUGCACAUGUCUCUGCUCUACUCGCUCUACUGCUUUGAAUAUCGCUGGUUCAACCAUGGGAUCGAGAUGCACCAGAGGCUGUCGAACAUCGAGAGGAACUGGCCGUAUUAUUUCGGCUUCGGUCUGCCCAUGGCACUGCUGACUGCACUGCCGUCUUCGUAUAUCAUCAGUGGCUGCCUCUUUUCCAUCCUGUUCCCGCUCUUCAUCAUCAGCGCCAACGAGGCCAAGACCCCUGUAAAGCUUUACCAUUUCCAGCUGCGUCUGUUCUCCCUGGUGGUCCUGAUCAGCAACAAGCUCUUCCACAAGACGGUUCACCUGCAGACAUCUCUGACCUCCUCAAGCUCCACGGAGAAACUCACGUCUCCUCACGCGUCCCCAAUCCGCCACAAAGCUCCGCCCUCUCAGUGACCUCAGGCACUCUGCAGCCGGGAGUUUGAUUUGCGUUCUUUGUGUUUUUAAAUGCAUUUUAAUGUUCUUGCGGAUGAUUGACCAGGCUUUGUUUUAACUGUGAACGAUGAGCAUGUUGGAUGGGACAGAGCCGUGUCUCGACAGUGGCGUUCUGUUUGACUGAUUUUUGUACCUAUUGUGUGCCAUUUGGGUAAUUUUUAUAGAAACUACAGCACAAAAAUUUUAUUUUAACCACGUCACCCUCACCACCCUCACUGCUUUUUUUUUCCCUUACCCUUGCGAUUUAAUUGGACACCACAGCUAAUGAUUUGUGUCAAUAACGGUAAAGCGAUGGUACAAUUGAAAAUUCCCUUUAACCCACAAAAUGCUGUUACCUUCAUGCUUGCCUUCUUGAUUUGUUGUAAUCUCUCAGCCUGUCAUGCAUCCUUUAAUAAUAACACUCUUAUUAUUGUGAUAAACUAAACAAGCUGCUCUUUUUUUUUUUAACGUGAUUGCUCCUCUUUAAUAUAAAUGUACAGCUGGAUGCGAAACUCCAAUCAAAAGCUGUCAGCGAUCAAUAUGAAAACGAGGCUGCUGUAAACGCAUCUGAAACUGACGUUAAGCUCAGUAAAGCCAUGUCCAAGUCUAACCUCCACUACAGUCGCCGUCCCUCUUGCGAUAUUCAUAUAGACACAGAUAUUCAUAUAGAUAUCGCUUAGGAAUCUCAACAGGUUACUAAAGUUUUACUGAAGCACAUACAGAGGCCCUGUCUCACUGUCGGCGAGUCCACUCUGGGAGAGAGAUGUGUGGUGUACUUCUUCUUUAUUUUAUUGUUCUUUAUUUGUUUUUGUUUUUUGUUUUGAAAUGGUAUGUCAUCAUUGUAACAAGUGAGUAGUGUUACAAAUGCAGGUUGGUAUUUGUGAGUGACUUUUUUUUUGUAAAAAGUAUUAAACAAUUCAAUAAAUUUGAUCUGUAUAUACAA